AUGAACGCUCACCCACAGGGCGUCCCUGAGAAGCCCUCGGGCGGUCAUGGUCAUGCUGAUCACCCGGCUGACGUUCUGGGACAACAACCGCCGGCGUCCAGCUUUCACCUCAACACCAUCCCGUAUGCUAUUUCCGAUGGAUUAGCAAGCCUCAAGCUUCUCGUCUGUCCCGGCUGCCUCACACGCUGGGAGCAGCCCGAAGGUUCGGGCUACCAGGCACUACCUCAGUGCAACCCAUGCGACUACGCCACCAACAAACCGUACGUGGCCGAGAAACCACCUUCUGCUCAGUUACCGGGUUCGGGGUCAUACAUGCCUGCCAGCAUCAUCUCGCAUCAAUCGUCGUCGUUUGCCAGUGAACCCACUGUGACCCGGGAGUUUGUGCCCAAUUACCCGCCUCUGCCCGAGACCAGUCCGUUAACCGCGGACGCUACCACGGGGCAAGACUCCAUAUUCUUCCCGGCGCACACGUCCGUGGCAACUGCGGACUUUUAUAGUCACCAACCCACAGUAUCUCAGGUGUCUACCCAAAGCCAAGCCCGCGACGGUUUCUACGGGCACGAACAACUGGCCUCCGAUCACGUGACAUCCAUUUCAUACCCCAAUGGAUCGACGACCGGUGUGAGCAGACAGACUCAACUAUCGACAGGGCAGACGCGGUUUAUCUCGGCAUAUCCCUUGACUGACUCGGGCUUCAAGCGGGAUCCAACAGAGUCGCAGGGUCCAUCUCCUGUGUCGAAGCUCGACGUGGUCUUCCCCAACCAGAAACCGCCUGCAGCAAGGCGCGGUCCAUUUAAAGACCCGGAGAAACGGGAGCAAACUGCGCAGACCAGGCGCAUUGGCUCCUGCAUUCGGUGCAGAAUGCAACGCAUCCGCUGCCAGAGCAACCCGAAAACUCCGGACGGACCCUGUCUAACAUGCACAGGAAAGCAACCCUCCAAAGUCUGGAGGAUCCCGUGCCUUCGUGUCAAGCUGACGGAUGUGAGACUCUUCAAACCGGGACAAGUGCAUGGCUAUGAGUGGACCCAACGCUGGAAAGACAGUAUCGUCGAUAACAUUGCCAACUGGGCGUCGCCCGAGGAGAAAUGGAUCAAGCUGUCCGAGGGCCUGACGCCCACGUCGGUCGAACUCCGCGUCAGGAAGUUCAUCCCACAGGACGGCGACAGGCUGGAGAGAUCCUGGGUGCACCAAGGGGUCAGAUGCUCCGUCCCUAUUCCUCCCUACGCCAUUAUCGAUCUAGGCGAAGCUCAGGAAGCCUAUUCGGAGUACAUCAGGUCAGCCGUCGGCAGCAUGUUUGUCAGCGUCAUCGACUCGGUGAUUGGGACCGAACGAAACCUGCUGUGGCGGACGUAUCACCUUGCGUGGAUGCUCUCCCGGCACCCCAACGCCGAGAAGGACGAGAGGGAACUCCUUCGCAAGGCGCUCGAGCUGUGGAUGGCCAUCCGUCUGACCACAAGGUCGACGGUCAUUGUGGGAGAGGAGACGCUCGGGAUGGAUCGUAACAUUAUGGACAAGACAAGUCCGCAGCACGGCAAGAUACCGCUUCCGCCGGUGAUGGGCGCUCAGAUAGAUAUGAUCCUGAUCACGCACAUCCAGUCGAGGCUUCGUCGCGAGAUGCUGGACAUGCUCCAGAAGAUGACGCAGGCGACCAAGCAGAAGACGUGGCUGACGACGUAUUUGGUCACAUUCAUCCUCUUGCACAACAUUGCCCUGAUUACGGACCACGAUGCUCGAUAUGCGAAGAAACACGGGAUGAAGAGGCGAUGGGCACGCGACGAGGAAGUAAAAGAAUACAUUUUUGGGGCGGUCAUACUUCUCUCCUACUUCCACUACUGCAACAAGGGUGUCUUCCCCUUCACGGAUCAAUGUCGAGACCAAGAUCUGCAAGGACUGGCAGAGCUAAACGAGAAUGAAAUGCACUUUGUGCAUCAAACGAGAAUAUGGGCCACGGCCCACAGUGAGUCCUCCCCCGCCCAUCCCUUGUAG
Molecule: messenger RNA, 1986 nt
Organism: Sodiomyces alkalinus F11
Lineage: Eukaryota; Fungi; Ascomycota; Sordariomycetes; Glomerellales; Plectosphaerellaceae
Exons: 5
Coding region: 1-1986 (661 amino acids)
Source: RefSeq, a predicted model, not a curated record